This is a messenger RNA of Schistosoma turkestanicum, 1960 nucleotides long. Lineage: Eukaryota; Metazoa; Platyhelminthes; Trematoda; Strigeidida; Schistosomatidae. The record is from the annotation of a GenBank genome assembly.
AAUAAUCCCAAGUGCUGGAGUCAAUCUUCUUAAGGCUAAUUUGGAUAUUGGAUAUUAUGACCUUGAGCUGGGUACAUUUUCUAAUAUUUACGCAACUUUAGAUGUGUGCUGUUUCAUGUUCUCUUCCACAGCGUAAUGUCCUACAUUAUUCCAAUGAAAAUGAGAGUUGGUAUGAACAUAUUCAUGGAAGGUUUUUAGAUGGUUGGUUAUACACCUAAAUAUACCUACAGCCAUUAUCUUUUUCACGAACUAGUAUAACCCCCCUAUUCAAUUGAGACUACCAAACACCUGGAACCGUAUCGAAAGAACACUAAUCGAUCGCAAAGAAACGAAUUAAUUUAUACCAGCUCGUGAAAAAGAUAUUGUAUAUAUUGGAUAUUGGGGCUGAUUUCUUUGUGCUCGAUUUUUCUUCUUUCGGUAUAGUUCCAGGUAUUUCGUACUGUCAAAUGGAUAAGACUAGUAUCUUCUAUAUAUUUUAUGACCUAUGGAAGACUUUCUGGCAGUAUAAACUUCACUCUUAUAGACACUAACCGUUCAUUAAAUCCGAUGUAGUGUUUUUGUUCAGUGUUCAGGAUUUCUAUGAAUUGGCGUCUGCUACGAUAUCAGGAUGCUACUUAGCCAUAUUGUUAUGUUCAGCCUUUGGUAAGUUUGCGAUAGGUAUCAAGACAUUUUAUGAAUUUGGGGAGUAUGGCGAAUGGUUUGUGCAAAGUCUGAGAAAAUCGAGCAAGAGCGAAGUCUAAUAUUUCAAAUCCGGACGCUAUUCCAAACAGUAGUGUAAUUUUUUGAAAUACACCAUACCGCUGUUUUUGUAUAAGUACAAUGUCUGCGUAUGCGCAAGGUGGAAAUGUAGGUCGUGGCUCCGACACAAUGAUUGAUCGUUAUUGCAACUCUUUAAAUAUACUUAAAGAAAAAGUUGUGAGUCUGUUAGAGCACUAUCAUUCAAUCAUUAUGCAGAAAAUGGAAUGCGAUUUAGGCAACUUACUUACCUACAAUGCUGAUGGGUUUCAAAGUCAUUUGGCAGAUGUCUUUUCUCAGAUAAAUGACGUUGAAAUCCAUUUAAACAACUUGGAGGCCUGGGCUGGUCUUCCUCCUGAAUGCUUCACUUCAGCUGGUUUGAACUAUGGUAUCCCAGAUCCAGAUCAAGUAUCUCAUGAGGCUCAAACUCUAGUCGAGGCUGUUCGACAUUUACAAGCUGAAUUGCGUGCAAUGACUACAAAAAGUAAUUCAAACAGCACAACCGCUACAGAAAAUAUACCAUCAGUUAAUGCAACUGAAAAAAGUGAUAAUAAUCAGGAUCGCACUACAUCUUCAGUGCUGAAUACAGUAGCAAGACAAAGUCCUAUUCCGUUGACGGCUAUAAAAUCUGAGACUAAUCCUUAUUUCAUCCAGUCUAAUACAUAUAUAUCGCCAUCUGCUGAUGAUCCGAAUCAAGUAUGUAUGGACACACUACCACAAGUAUCAUCUUUUACGCCGAAUGAAGAAGGACGUGGUUGUCCCCAGCCAGGCAAUCGACUUUCAUGCAGUUCCAAUACUAAUCCAGCAACCCAUUCACCUGGUGUUGAUCGACGUCAACAAUCUACUAUUUCGACUGAUGUUUACCGCACUGCAUCUGGACACCAUUCUUCAUUCUCUUCGCCUAUCCCACCACAAAAUUAUCUUCCUGGUCAAUACAACCAGUUUCCUCCUAGCUCUGUUGAACCUAUGCCUUCAAAUCGUAUGGCUUCUGAAGCGUAUUUGCAAUAUACAUCACCAGGGAGUUUAGCACGAGCAGCUGAACCGUACACACCGAGACCUCAGUGAUAUUCAUUUUCUUACUUCAAACCUAGUAAAAUUUACAGUUAUGAGAACGCAUUGCAGAAUGACAGUAUUAACUUUUGAUCUGUAUGCAAAAUUUAAUCGCUUGUAAAAAGUUUGUAUAUUUUCAUAAUGAAGAAAGAUAUCAAUAAAACUUUUUUUACAA